AUGAACACUUUGAAUACCGCAGAAAUUGCUCUGCCUCCAGUAAAUCGCGAUAUGAGAGAACUUGACCGGUCCUUCUUCAAUGUCAAAUUGCAGGUCUCUGGGCUGACAGUACUCAAUCCUCGGGACAUUCAAAAAGUCAAGGAUAAAUUGGCAGCUGCACACGACCUUCUGGUAACUCCAACCAUUAAGCCGGUCGUCGACGAUGAGGUUCAUCCUGGAAAGAAGCGUGUCCUUCUGAGGCCGCACGUGAGUGCUACGGAUCCUUCGACCUGGAAUCAAAAGUGGAAAGGUAUCAUUGAUGAUGGUUCAACGGAAAUCCAUCCUCACGAGUUGACCAUAACUUACGACAAUUGGUCUAUGAGUGACAUUCUCAACGCUGUAUUACCAGAAGAGCCCCUGAGUGCGCAGGAAGAUACACCUUCUGGGUUCGCUCAGGUUGGUCACGUUGCGCAUCUGAACCUGAAAGAGUCCUUCAACGAGUACAAGCACCUAAUCGGCCAGGUUCUUUUAGAUAAAAACCCAAACAUAAAAACGGCAAUCAACAAAAUACACGAUGUCGGCUCAGAAUCUGUCUUCAGGACCUUUCCUUAUGAGGUAUUAGCGGGUCCAGAUGAUCUAGAGGUUACAGUCAGUCAUCUAGGCUGUCAAUUCAGGUUCAAUUACGCUGAGGUUUACUGGAAUAUAAGAAACAGUCACGAGCACGAGAGGUUGAUAGCGAAGUUCCAGAAGAAUGAAGUCGUGUGCGAUGUAAUGGCUGGAGUGGGUCCUUUUGCGUUACCAGCCGCGAAGAAAGCGAGCUACAAAGCCAUGUGUAAUGCCAUACAUGUCAACAAGCUCUCGCAUCAUGUGUACGCUUUCAACAUGGAUGGAGCUCAGUUCAUUCGCAGUGCUGCACAGACUCUGUUACGGACACAAAGACGCUACGAACAAGUACCGGCCACCUCGAUACCCCGUAAUGCGACAGAGAAGCAGAGACAGAAGCUCGCCGCAGAGAUGAAGGCGGCUGCCGUAACACGUGUCGAACCUCCUACCUUCGAUCAUUUCGUGAUGAAUCUACCUGCUAUAGCUGUUGAGUUCCUCCACGCUUUCAGAGGUCUGUAUCAUGGCCACGAGCGGCUCUUCGGAGGUUCUGAGGGACGCAGGCUUCCAAUGAUCCACGUUUACUGUUUUCAGGCACGAAAGGAUGAUGAAAGCGAAGAGCGGGAGGAGCUACUACAGAGAAUAUGCGGCCACCUUGGACAUCAAUUGUCACCAGAUGAGGUCGUGUUAGAACGUUUGAGACUGGUAGCACCAAAAAAACUAUACUAUUGUGCUUCUUUCCGCCUGCCAGGAGCCGUCGCUUUUGCCGCACCCAGAGACACAGAGGAAGUGCCUCUUCUUGAGCUUUUCGAGACGGUCGGUCCUACCAAGGCUAGAUGA
Lithohypha guttulata is the source of this 1419-nucleotide messenger RNA. RefSeq names its product tRNA(m(1)G37)methyltransferase (gene TRM5). Gene Ontology annotation, molecular function: tRNA (guanine(37)-N1)-methyltransferase activity. Gene Ontology annotation, cellular component: cytoplasm; mitochondrial matrix. Bases 1 to 1419 code for a protein of 472 amino acids. Lineage: Eukaryota; Fungi; Ascomycota; Eurotiomycetes; Chaetothyriales; Trichomeriaceae. Gene Ontology annotation, biological process: mitochondrial tRNA methylation; tRNA N1-guanine methylation. The transcript is spliced from 2 exons. The record is from RefSeq and is a predicted model, not a curated record.